Molecule: messenger RNA, 2326 nt
Organism: Lagenorhynchus albirostris (white-beaked dolphin)
Lineage: Eukaryota; Metazoa; Chordata; Mammalia; Artiodactyla; Delphinidae
Gene: BBC3
Product: BCL2 binding component 3
Exons: 4
Coding region: 742-1323 (193 amino acids)
Biological process (GO): positive regulation of apoptotic process; intrinsic apoptotic signaling pathway in response to endoplasmic reticulum stress; release of cytochrome c from mitochondria
Cellular component (GO): mitochondrion
Source: RefSeq, a predicted model, not a curated record
UCUCUGUGUUGUUGCCGGCAUGUGGUGAUGCAUCUGGGUCUGAUGGCAUGUGUCUGUGUGUGCCAACUUUACAUGUGUCCUGGGGUCUGAGAGUUGGUGACAAGUGGGUGUGUUUCGGUUGUGUCGGUCCAUGUGUGUGUCCAUGGAGGUCUGUUUUGUGUUGAUAUGUGUGUGAGUACUGAGGUGUGUGGGUCUUAUCUAUUGCGCGUGUGUUGUCGGGAGGGGCAUGUGUGUUUGAGAAGUGUGGCAGUGCCUAUUUGGUGUGUGUUUCUGUCUGUGCUUGUGAGGGCUGCACAGUGUGUAUGUGUGUGUCUGUGGGCCUAUUAACAGUGGCUCAGCGGGUGAGAUCCUGACAGUUUGUAUAUGUGUGUGUAUGGGGUGGAGGGGAUGGGUUGUGCCAGCCACUCUGCAUUGUGGGGAUAGUUCUUCCUGUGGCCUGUGUGUAUGUGUGUGUCCACGUUUUGGUCAGUGUUUGUAUGUGUCUGUCCUGGGACAUCUCAAUGUUUCUGUGCAAAUGGGAGACGAGGUGGGAGGUCUGGCUGGCCAGUCCUGCGUGAGCCUUUGUGUGUGUGUUGUGUACCCUCCACACACACCCCUUUGGGUCCUGUGUGAGUCCCCAUGUGUGUUGCGAGGCAUCACAGUGCCUGGCUGCCCUCCCUGUGUGCCCAUCACUGUGUUCCGGAAGUUAAUCCCACCAGCCCAGGCCCUGUGUGAGUCCCACGUUGGGCCCCAGGGAGCGCCAUGGCCCGAGCACGCCAGGAGGGCAGCUCCCCCGAGCCCGUAGAGGGCCUGGCCCGCGACGGCCCGCGUCCCUUCCCCCUCAGCCGCCUGGUGCCCUCGGCCGUAUCCUGCGGCCUCUGCGAACCCGGCCUGCCUGCUGCCCCCGCCGCCCCCGCCCUGCUGCCCGCCGCCUACCUCUGCGCCCCCACCGCCCCGCCCGCCGUCACCGCCGCCCUGGGGGCCCCCCGCUGGCCUGGGGGUCCUCGCAGCCGGCCCCGAGGCCCGCGCCCCGACGGUCCACAACCCUCACUCUCGCCCGCGGAGCAGCACCUGGAAUCGCCAGUGCCCAGCGCCCCGGGGGCCCUGGCGGGCGGCCCCACCCAAGCGGCCCCGGGAGUCCGGGGGGAGGAGGAGCAGUGGGCCCGAGAGAUCGGGGCCCAGCUGCGGCGGAUGGCGGACGAUCUCAACGCGCUGUACGAACGGCGGAGACAAGAGGAGCAGCAGCGACACCGCCCCUCCCCCUGGAGGGUCCUGUACAAUCUCAUCAUGGGACUCCUGCCCUUACCCAGGGGCCGCGGAGCCCCCGAGAUGGAGCCCAAUUAGGUGCCUGCACCCGCCCGGUGGACGUCGGGGACGUGGGGGGCAGGACCCUCCCACCUCCUGACGCCCUGGCCAGUGCGGGGGACUUUUUCUGCACCAUGUAGCAUACUGGACUACCAGCCCUGCCUGUCCCAGGGGCGGGCCAGGGCAGCCACUCCGGACCCAGCCCCGGCCUAGCCUGCGGGGCACUGACGGAGAUGUGGACUCCUGGGUCCCUGGCUGAGGAGCCAGGGGAGAGAGGGCUGACGGACUCAGCGUCUGAAGGCGGCGGUGACCGAGGCGGUGGGGACUGAGCCGCCCGCCUCUGCCGCCCAUCACCAUCUCAGGAAAGGCUGCUGGUGCUGGCUGCCCGUUCCAGCUGCAGGGGUGACACUGGUGUGUGGGGGGGUGUCUCUCUCUCUCUCUCUCCCAGUGUUCCUUCACUUUGGGCCUGGCCUCAGGCCCCUGGUGCUUCCCCCCCUCCUCCCGGGGAGGGGGCCCGUGAAGAGCAAAUGAGCCAAACGUGACCACUAGCCUCCUGGAGCCAGAGAGUGGGGUGUGUCUGACGGCCGCCCCAGCCCAGCGCCCAGCCAUCUUCCCUGAGCCAGCCGGCGGGUGGUGGGCAUGCCUGCCUCACCUUCAUCUGGGGGUGGCCAGGAGGGGCCCAGACUGUGAAUCCUGUGCUCUGCCCGAGACCACCCCCCGCCCCCCCAUCAAUCCCAUUGCAUAGGUUUAGAAGAGAGCACGUGUGACCACUGGCAUUCAUUUGGGGGGUGGGAUAUUUUGGCGGAAACCGCCCCAGCCUUAGUCCCCAGGGCGAAGCGCUGGGGGGAAACGGGGAGUCAGGGAGGGGGGGAAUCUCAGAAGAGGGAGGAGUCUGGGAGCGGGGAGGGAUGGCCCAGCCUGUAAAAUACUGUAUAUGCGCUGCUGUAGAUACCGGAAUGAAUUUUCUGUACAUGUUUGGUUAAUUUUUUUUGUACAUGAUUUUUGUAUGUUUCCUUUUCAAUAAAAUCAGAUUGGAACAGUG